AUGCAUGAGACCCUACAGGUCGAUAAUGGCUUUCCAUUUCUAACCAUCCUGCGCACCCCGGAUCAACAAGAGAUUGAUAAAUGGGGAACCGAAUCACCGAUUGAGAACUUCGAAACCGGAUUCCUGGGAAGGAGCGAAGAUGAGCUCCGUCGUUUUUACCGCCAAUGGCUCGCCGAAACACCCGGAUCUUCACAGGGGGACGUUAACGAAAACAUGAUGGCGGUGCUGGACGAACGGUCCGCCAUCGACUCAACAAUGAUACUAUACUGGGGAAUGAAGAACCGUCACUGGGAUGACUAUUGCGAGUUUCAACCUGAUAAACCGAUUACCGGGAAUGGCAGGUUGUGUGAGGACGGGUAUAUCUGGUGGAAGUGGAGGGUGCCUUUUAAGCAUGCAUUUGAACUCUUCCUGACGGCUGAACACUGCGAUACUGAGGUCGUGGAGCUUUUCUGCCGGCCGGAAUAA
Aspergillus chevalieri is the source of this 465-nucleotide messenger RNA. RefSeq lists its product as uncharacterized. The transcript has a single exon. Lineage: Eukaryota; Fungi; Ascomycota; Eurotiomycetes; Eurotiales; Aspergillaceae. The record is from RefSeq and is a predicted model, not a curated record. Bases 1 to 465 code for a protein of 154 amino acids.